AAGUGCCCGUUGCUCUCCAAUCACAACACGCCACCAAAUCCUGAAAUAGGCGUGUUUGUCAAGUCUACUUGCGGCAACAAGGAUAGUUUAGGAUUCAAAGGCUUAUCGGGUAGAUAUUAAUUAAUAUAUCUUGCGUCAUACACUGAAAGGAUCAUUCAGAAUGAAGGUGGGAUAUCUGUACCAGCUGGUAGCUCUAGCCUGUCUAUGGCUUGCUGUGGCAGCAGACGGAAAGACGGAGAAGAAGGAAGGCAAGAAAUUACAGAUCGGAGUGAAAAAGCGGGUCGAUCCAGACAAGUGUACAAUUAAGUCCAGGAAAGGAGACACUUUGAAGAUGCACUAUACUGGCAAGCUAGAAGAUGGUUCAGAGUUCGACAGCAGUUUGUCACGAAACGAGCCAUUUACUUUUACACUAGGGGCAGGUCAGGUCAUAAAAGGCUGGGAUCAGGGACUACUAGGAAUGUGUGAAGGUGAGAAGAGGAAGCUGGUGAUCCCGAGUGAUAUGGGUUACGGUGAUAGAGGUGCACCUCCAAAGAUUCCAGGAGGCGCCACGCUUGUCUUUGAGGUGGAUCUGAUCAAGAUUGACAGGAAGGAAGAAUUGUAAUCAAGUUGGCAAUGACGGUUCCUGCAUUUAAUAUGUCUCAAAUGGAUCAUUUUUAUUACUUGACCAAAAAUAGAUUUAUUCCACAGAUAAAUGUCCAAUAUUUCAUUAUGUUUACACGUGGGUUUAUCAUGUUUAUGGAUGACAAUUCUUGAAUGAACUCUCGGAAUUAAGAUGCGGCACUGUUAAAUACACCAUGACUAUGCAAUGGGUGACAGUGGGCAGAACUACUUCAAGGGUUACAUAUGAUGUAGCGGUCCUGCAUAUUGGCGUAAUUUUCAUCUAAGAGUCAUAUUUGAUGCAACGUGUGACUAGCAUUUUAUUACUCAAGGGCAAGGCUUAAACAUUUUGCUUAAGGUGUAUUUUAAUAUGACUAUUUUGUAGACUCAAAAAAAAAUGUGACCUUUGUGACCUAUUUUUUAUAGACAUGGUGAAACCCUUUUGUUUGUAUGUGUCAUAAAAGACAGAACUUUGUACUUUUGGAAAGAUGAUUAACUGUUGUCCUAAAACCCAUGACUUUUACAGAAUACUGGUUCAUAAUAAUCAUGUUUGAUGUAUACCCCCAGAUCUUCACAUGAAAUUGAUGUAUGAAUGAUUAAGUCCUAAUUGUGCCAACUCUUAUCCAACCUAAGUAUGUUGCAUGUACAAAGAAUGUCUGUUUUCACCAUUCAAUACAUACAUGGAUGUCACUGUGUUCAGUUAACAUGGAAGCAGAGCUACAGUAUUGUUUGUGAAAUAUUUCUACACAAAUGCAUACAUGUUUAAAUACUUGAAUGGUAACUUGAAAGGACUAUAUACACGUUCUACCUGGAACCAGAAUUUUCUACUUUCAUUUUAUGAUCAAGUGUUCAUGAAUGUUUGUGUUCUGUUGUAUGAAAAAGUAAGUAAAAAAUGUGUGUAAAA
Haliotis rufescens (red abalone) is the source of this 1501-nucleotide messenger RNA. RefSeq names its product peptidyl-prolyl cis-trans isomerase FKBP2-like. The transcript has 5 exons. NCBI's taxonomy places the organism in Eukaryota, Metazoa, Mollusca, Gastropoda, Lepetellida, Haliotidae. Gene Ontology annotation, molecular function: peptidyl-prolyl cis-trans isomerase activity. The record is from RefSeq and is a predicted model, not a curated record. Bases 161 to 601 code for a protein of 146 amino acids. Gene Ontology annotation, biological process: protein peptidyl-prolyl isomerization.